Molecule: messenger RNA, 2587 nt
Organism: Opisthorchis viverrini
Lineage: Eukaryota; Metazoa; Platyhelminthes; Trematoda; Opisthorchiida; Opisthorchiidae
Exons: 12
Coding region: 1-2004 (667 amino acids)
Cellular component (GO): cytoplasm
Molecular function (GO): protein binding
Source: RefSeq, a predicted model, not a curated record
AUGGGGACUGAAAAUCAAGUGAAAUCCACGUAUCCUCUUCACUAUUAUGCUUGGAACAACAAUUACAGUGGUUUGGAGGAGCUGCUUCAGCAAAAGAAGUACGACAUUGAAAUGCUGGAUCCACACGGGCGCACGCCGCUGAUGCUUGCAGUUGUUUUAGACCACUUGGAAGCUGCCAGGGUGCUGCUGCGUCAUGGGGCCAAUGCAUCGUUUGUCUCGAAGUUCUACUGGUCCGUGGCUCAGGAAGCAAUCGCCACUGGAGAUCCACAACUCGUAAAGCUGGUUCUUGUUCAUCGAGAUGCUCAAAUUGUGCGCCAUCAAGCUUUGAUAGUGUCGGAUUUACUUGGAAAACUGCGCGAAGCACCGGACUUCUACAUAGAAAUGAAAUGGGAGUUCACUAGUUGGUUACCGCUGGUCUCGCGCAUGUGUCCGGGCGAUGUGUGUCGUGUCUGGAAAUGUGGUCCGAAUGUGCGUAUCGAUACAAAUUUGAUCGGUUUCAAUGGUUCCGCUUCGUGGAUUCGAGGCCACCUGAGCUAUAUUUUCAGGGUUACUGAUAACGAAGCUGUAAUGGACGAAGUAAACCACACCGAUAGGGUGAUCUACCGGCACAACAUUGCCCUAACCGGGCGCGCUUCUGAUCCGAACGGCACGGGACCUGGAACCGGCGCAGGCGCGGCUGCUGCUGCUGCAGCUCAGCUGUUCGUUCGGGAACCUUCGGAUGAAGCAGUUGCCAGCAAACUGACACAACCCAUCUUCGUGACCUACCUAGAUACGGAUAAGAUAGAGUUUGAAAAAAGCAAGUCUGGUAUUUGGGGUUGGCGUACCGAUAGAAAGGAAACGGUGAAUAAUCACAACUGUCAGGUUUACUGUGCAUCAAAUGUACAGAUUGUGACAUUGCGCCGUACUGAACACUUGACCGAAGAGAACCUGCGUGAUCUUAAUCGUCGAUCAGAGGAGUCUGGCGGAACAGAUCGUACGGCUGCUGGUGGGCCAACUGAUAUUUUCUUCCCUGGUGCUGGACAUGUUAAUCCGCUCACUAGUCUACUGCAAACGGCGGCUACUGAGGCCCGAGAUAAACCGAAUUUGGAUGCUUCACAUGAAGCAUCCAGUUAUAAUCCAAACGACUUGAGUUUGGAACAAUACUUCAAUCCCGAUGGAACACUCAAAUCUGUGAUCGACGUCGGUCGUCCGAAAUCGAUGACAACCAAAGUCAAGACAUUCAAGGCCCGUCUGUGGCUCUGUCGAGACUUUCCUCUAUCUCUGAAGGAUCAGGUCAUCCCAAUAAUCGACCUAAUGUCUGAAUACAAUCCAUAUUUCCAUAAACUGAAAGAAUUUUUGACCAAGCAACUACCUGCUGGAUUCCCCCUUAAGAUUGAAAUUCCCCUCUACCACGUGCUGAAUGCCUGCAUCUCAUUCGGAAAUGUCUAUGGACAAGACAAUGCAGUCUACGGUGUGUCGACCGUACCUCUCAGUGGUGCCAACUCAUCACCAGGAGUACGCACAUCACACAGCGGCUCAGGUGACAUUACAAACCAGCCACUUAUCAACUCGUCUAAUGGAUCGGUUCCUGAGGCAGUGAAGUGUGUCGUGGACGAAAGUGUGUUCGACGUCGGUAAAGGUUAUCAUAUCAUCGUGGAAAACUCACCGGGUCAUUAUGGUGCGUUGGACGAAGAAGAACAAAUGGUUCAAAUGGCCGUACAGCGCAGUCUGAUAGAGUAUGGGGCGGCUGAAAACCUCAUGCACCGUGGUUACUCGCUGCGUAAGCGGAGCAUAAUCGAGGCCAGAGCGGACGAAUAUGUGGAACCGGAAGAAGCAUGGUUGCAGCAAGCAAUUGCAGCAAGCUUGAGUCUCGAUGGUGCGGAAAUUCCGGUUACCAGUGCAGACGAAGCUUACCUUAAGGUAUUAGAGGAAUCUCGCCGCGAACAGGAACUUGAAGAGCGACGUCGUCGUCAGGAGGACGAAGAGUUGGCUCGUGUUCUCGAACUUUCCACCAGGGAGAAGUGAUUUGCUAGGGCGCUUAUACAGUCCGGUCGAAUUCAUCCCCUCCCCACCAAUCCACGUACCCAUCAGUAUGUCCAUAUAUUUUGUUAUGCUAGUUACACAUACCGUAUACACAUAUCUUGCAGUCCUGGGAUUUUAUUCUCCAAAACGUGCAAGUUAUCCCCUUGGCCACCAACUGACAUCCAACUAAUUCAUGCAUGGAAGUUUCUUCUUAGUGGGGCCACUGACGUGUACCCCGCUCCCCCGGGUUUACCAUCUAUCUGCCCUGCACACGGAGCCCUCCUGUUACAUUAACCCACGAUUCACCCUCAGAUAAUCUGCAUUCGUACUCCACUUCCGCAUCCUCUUUGUUUUCGUUGACUUUGUUUUCCCACUUAUAAUUUCCUACUUAGUUGCUUCGUAAGGCCUUCCCUUCGCUGUCCGAAACUGGCCCACUGCACUCUAGUCACUAACACUGUUCAAGCCAGUGCAUCAUUUUGCUGAUCUUUCAGUAUUUUCAGGUAAUAUCUGAGUAGAAUACUACCAGCACUGUCCCUUCCAAUGUGUCUUUUUCUGUCUGUGAGUUAGGGACUUUGGUAAAACAAUG